AUGGCACUGCCGCCGAGGCAAAUUUUGACAGAGGAACAGAUCCGCGCGCUCACUCCAGAGGAGCGAACUAUCGCCAUUGCAGAGUGGUCAAGUAUCAACGCACGUCUACGAAGAGAGCAGGAACAGCGCGCACAGCGUGGAGGAUAUCGGGGCGCUACGCGAGCUCGUGGCCGGGGGCGAGGUCGAGGAUAUUACGGAUAUCAGCCAUACCAGACUUUUCCACCCAAGUUCAACAAUGCUUCCGCCAACUUCACUGCAGAGUCAAGCACCGUAGCGAGGCCGGUCGUCACGCAAAAGGCCGUAGAAGCACAGAACUCCCCCCAAACCCCAUGCCCCGCAUUCACAGCAACAGGUGUGUGUAAGCGCAACCGUUGUCCGCACAUUCACGAUCCCGACAAGACAGCCAUUUGCAAGCCAUUCCUUUUCAAAGGUCAAUGUCCUAGCGGCGAGGCGUGUCCACUCUCGCAUAAUCCGUCUGCGAACCGAUCCCCACACUGUAUACACUUCCAGAAUGACAGUUGCAACAAAGAUGACUGUCCGUACGCCCAUGUGCACGUCAAUGCUGCUGCACCGCUUUGCGAGGAUUUUGCACGCUUGGGUUUUUGUGACAAAGGUGCCCAAUGCACAAAUCGCCACGCCUUGGGAGAAUGCCCUGAUUACACUAAUAAAGGUUCUUGUCAUCAGAAUAAUUGCCGGCUCAAUCACGUCGUCCAUGCCGGGCGAUUGCGAAAGGCUGCUGGAGCAAACCUGUCCGGCGCUGAAUCGCCAUCAGCACCAAAUAGCCCGACUAACAAAUCUACCUCUACAACGCCGGAUUCAGAGGACGAACAUGCUCAUGCGCUGACGCAGCAGGAUGAUUUUGUCCCUUUCGAUCCUUGA
Aaosphaeria arxii CBS 175.79 is the source of this 879-nucleotide messenger RNA. RefSeq lists its product as uncharacterized. The transcript has 3 exons. The record is from RefSeq and is a predicted model, not a curated record. Lineage: Eukaryota; Fungi; Ascomycota; Dothideomycetes; Pleosporales. The coding region runs from base 1 to 879 and encodes 292 amino acids. Gene Ontology annotation, cellular component: nucleus. Gene Ontology annotation, molecular function: metal ion binding.